Mytilus californianus (California mussel) is the source of this 5012-nucleotide messenger RNA. Its product is annotated as myocyte-specific enhancer factor 2C-like. Gene Ontology annotation, molecular function: DNA-binding transcription factor activity, RNA polymerase II-specific; protein dimerization activity; RNA polymerase II cis-regulatory region sequence-specific DNA binding. The record is from RefSeq and is a predicted model, not a curated record. Bases 409 to 1743 code for a protein of 444 amino acids. NCBI's taxonomy places the organism in Eukaryota, Metazoa, Mollusca, Bivalvia, Mytilida, Mytilidae. Gene Ontology annotation, biological process: positive regulation of transcription by RNA polymerase II; cell differentiation. The transcript is spliced from 11 exons.
CGUUAAUGUUCAACCUAUAUAUACGAUAUAAAUGUGUUUUCUCUUUCCUAAAAUAGCACAUCUCGGCGAAUUUAGUGACAGUCGCAAGCAAAAAUAGAAACAGUGAGGCUAUUUUGGUUUUGAUUAUAUAAGACUAAAGGAAUUCUCACAUCAGAAAGAGACGUUUUGCAGAUUUUGUCGUCUGCUAGAAACGUGGAAUCCACACAGAAUAAAGAAAUGUUACAGUUGAAAGCCAGCAAAUAACAUAAGAAGCAUAAACUUCAUAUUAAAAGAGAAAUAUUAAAAGCAAACAUUGAAGACCAUCUACCAGAUCCAAGGAAACUUGGCAGCAGGAUUUCUAGUUCUGGUGAUAAAUCUUCAAUAGUGGCUUCAGUACAGGAAACCCCACAGCCAGAAGAAAAAGCAAGGAUGGGGAGAAAAAAAAUACAGAUCUCUAGAAUUGGGGACGAGAGGAAUAGACAGGUGACAUUUACCAAAAGAAAGUUUGGUCUAAUGAAGAAAGCAUAUGAAUUAAGUGUCCUGUGUGACUGUGAGAUAGCCUUGAUUAUAUUUAACAGUGCCAACAAGUUGUUUCAGUAUGCCAGUACUGAUAUGGAUAAAGUCCUCCUCAAGUACACAGAGUAUAACGAACCUCAUGAAAGUCGUACAAACAAAGACAUUGUAGAGACCUUAACAAAAAAAGAAAAUAAAGGGUGUGAAAGUCCGGAACCAGAUAUGGAUCCAUACGGAAAUUCAUUAACACCGGAUGAGAAAUAUUCCAGAUUAAAUGAGGAAUAUCAGAGAGCAAUCCAGCAUCAAAAUUCUAUGAGACACAAUUUGAGUCCAUAUCCUAAUCAAUUGCCUCCACCUGGAGUUCCCUCCCCUGGAAUGCAAAUGCACAACUCUCCUUACAUGAGCCAGUCUUUACAUCAUGGAAUGUCACCAAACCCAACUAUCAGUAGUCCAGGGUUAUUACAGCCACCUGUUCAUCCAAGUGUUAGUCCUAGGCCAAAUUCUACAGGUAACAUGGUAGAUUUAACAGGAGCUUCCCAACCCAAUGGAUACUCACACAGGGUUUCCCCAUGUCCUUCUCCUGGUGCCAUGGUCAACAAAGGACUUUCACGACAAUCUCCGCCAUCACGGCAGCAUAAUAUGAGACCAAUGAUGCCCAACUCUAGAGCUAACAUGUUGAGUCCUGAUCCAACACAAUCAAGGUCUACAAAUUCUUCUCUCCUGACUCCAGCAGUGUCACUUACAAGCCCUAGUAACCAUAUUACAAACUAUCCGUCCCCAUUGCCUACUUCAUAUCAUUCAAAUGAUUUUGCCUUGAAUAACAACACUAUAGAUAUGAAUAGUAACAUGCCAAACUACUCACAACAAUGGAGCGGUGGAUCACUCACCUCAGGGAUACCUCCUGGAGGUAAUGGGCCUGGAAGUAUCAGUGGUUUUCAUCCAGCUUUACACUCGACCAGUGGACACGGAGGAGGCAGUAUAUCGCCUCUAAAUGUUAAUACGAUGAAUCAUCAUAAUAUAUCUAUGAAUAUAAAAAGCGAACCAUUAUCUCCACCUCGAGACUCGACUACUCCAUCGAAUCAUCAUACGUUAAGACCUCCGUCAACAGGCCAAAAUCAUCUUUCUCCUGGUCAUAUCAACCACUCACAUAGUAACAAUUCAUCGCCCACAGGCAUAUCACAUUCGUUAGACUAUGAUGGACCUAUGUUAAAACGGCCUCGUAUUGAUCACGGCGGCCCGUGGGCUACCUAGAACAUGUAUUAUAGCUGAGUUAUAUAAGUAGUCAUAUAAACUGUUCUUUGUUAAAUAUUAUGUAAUUGUUGCCAUGGUGUUGACCUUUUUUAAAUUUGACCCCAAGCUUCACUGUGACAUUGAGAUUUUUACCUCAGCUGUGCUAUUUAAUGUUACCAUGGUUUUCACACUGUGUAUGUGCCUUUUAAAUGGAGAUAACUAUUUUGCUGUACAUAUAUAUAUUUUAUCACUGUUACUCUCAAUUCACAUGUUUGUACGUCAAAUUUGUUAUUGUUUAUUUAUGUAUCACAUGUUCAUACAUAAGUGUGAAUGAGAUAGAAGUGACAAUGUGAUUCUACAUAUUCUCUGUCUAUGCCAGAGAAAUUUAUCAUAUUAUUUGAAAGGAAUAUCAUAAAACUUACACUGAAAGAACUUACAAGGAAGCUAACCAUUUUUUUAGCAAUUUGGAACCAAGUAGUUGUCUCCCCUUAUAUGAAUUUUCCUGUUCCAGUGAUGCAAAACAAACUUUUUUGUAGUAUAAAAAUUAACUUAAUAAAAAAGCAUUUUAAAAGGACAGAUUUAGUGGUUAUGAAUUUGAAAAUGAAAAAUCUUUUUAUUCUUUUGAUUAUCCUCCUGUUACACAAAAUGAUCUAAAGAAUUAUGUAGGCAGCAUGUAAAUGUGAUAGUAUCUCCAGCACCUGAUAUAAGGGCAAUAAUCACUCUCUACAAGAUUCCUAAAAUUUAAUUUACAAAGUCUUUAUAAGUAUCAUAUUGGUUUUAGUUUUAUGUGAAAAAUUGAAACUAUUCCUAGUUAAUAAAAAAAAAUAGGAAAAUUAGGUACUAAAAAUGGUUAAGAUGUACAGUAUUUAUAUUUUAUACAUUUUGAUGUUGCUCUCAUAUUUUGAAUUGUGUGAACGAUGAUGCCGGUGUUAAUUCUUUUAAUAAAUUGUGUUAAAAAAUAAGUGAAUACAUUUUAUAGGGCACUCGUAAGAUCUAAUUAAGUUUAUUUUGUUUUUGUUUUUUUUGUUUGAAAAAAUCUUAUUAAGGCUAUUCCAGAAAUGUUUGUGUGUUUGAAGACAAUUCAGUAGACAUUUUAUGUGUGUGGUUGUUUUUAUAAAUAUGCCUGAAGAGGUAAUGAUGUAAUCCUUUAUUAAAAAAUUGAAUUAAAAUUAAAAUUAAAAAUGACUUCUGACCUCUGACCUACAUUUAUUUCUAUAAUAGCCCUUAAUUUUCUCUUUUGCACAUUAAUUGAAACAGUGUCCCAAAAAAAUGUGUUAAGAAUCAGAUUUAUUUGCUUGAUGCUAUACCUUAUAGUGCUUUUAUUGAUUCUGAGUUGUUAUUAUAUAUUUUGUUGUUUAUUUAUUGUCUCUGUGUUGUUUAUGUUGACUAUUAUUUCUAUAUUGUUGACUUUUGUACUUUUGAAUUUCCAUCAUAACAUACAUGACGCCAAGAGUCUGAAAAAAAUUUCACCUGAAUUUGGUAAUUUUUCAAAUCCUAACACAUGUUAUUUAUAAUUAAAGCAUGAAUUUUAGAGUAUUAUUGAUGAUUUCAGAUUACCCAAUACAUUAUCUUUAUCUUACUGACAGCUUGCCAGUUUCAAAUCGUUUAAACAUCACAGUAAACAGCCUAGAAAAGGCAACACAUUUUGAUAAUGUACAAAUUUCAGUCUUACCGUCAAACUUUUCUAGACUCGUGUAUGGCAUCCCAUGAAAACACUUCCAUGAACAUUUGUAUUCUUAUAAAAAUCAAAACACAUACAAAAUUAUGAAAUUUUUGUUCCUUGGGGUGCUUCAUGAAACACAAUACAUGUUCAAUAUCUUUAAGAAUUCUUUUUUAGUACACAGAAUAUUUGUGCUUCAGAUUUAUGUGUAUUCUCAAAUGUUAAACUUGAAGUGUUUUAUAAUUUUUUCUACACAUGAAAUGUUUGUGAUGAAUAUAACAAGAUCUGUAUUUCUGCUUCUUAUUGAAGCAAGAUUUCUAUAUUUGUGAAGAACUACAGUUGUAGUUAUUUUGUGCUUUUUAGUUAAUGACAUAGAAAAAUAAUGAAUGUGUGAGACAUGUAUGGACUCGUGUUUGCAUUUCCAAAUAGAUUUUAUCAUUAUGUGCCUCUUAAACUUGCUUCUACCACUCAUUAUUUUAAAGUGCUAUUUAGUACUGUACAGUAGAGAUGAUUUGUCCUCUUUACCAUCAUUACAUUAAUGUUUGAUUAUGUUUUACUUAUCAUAGAACUCCUGACAAAUUUUGAAUUUCCGUAAAAGUAGAUUUUGAAUCAUUAUUUAAGGUAGAUUUGCAAUCCCUUAUCACGAAUAAUUUCAUGAUAAAGCACUUUGCAUGAUUAAUCGGUAAACAGUGAAUACUGCCUCAUUUCUUUUGUGGGGGGACUUCAAAUUUGAUUCACAAAAAUUAUGAAGUAGAAAUUGUUGACAGAAUAUUACCUCAGGGAAAUGUUACGUUGAUAAAUUCAUGUGCCUAAAUGUUUGGUUUCUACAGGAGUCAUUCAAAUAUUAUAUUGAUUGUGCCUCAAUGAGUUCUGGAAAGGUUGCAAAUUAUAGUCAUUGAAUAUCAUAAAAACCAAAUUGAGGCAGUGUACUUUAUUAUUGUUAAAUCAAAUCUCAAGGCAGUGUGCAUUCAUACAGUUGCUUAAUUUCUCUGAGUUAUAUUAACUUAAAUUUGAUUGAGUUUUAAUGAUUGGAUGGCUUGUACAGUUACUUAAAAAUGUAUUGUAUAUAAAGAUUUCUUCAGUCUCGUUUUGAUGUGACAGUUGCAAAAAUUUCAAAUUUUCAGUUUAUUUAAUGAUUGUUGUCUUCAAGUAUUAUAAAAGAUAUAUGUAAAAUUCCCAAGUCUGAGUAUACUUCUUAACAACAUAAGCAUUACUUAACCUAGACCAUAAGGGCAUCAGGUGGAGUUUGAAAUACACAAUUUAAUCUUCCAUUAGGACUUGUAAUGGAGUUCAAAAUAUUUUUCCACGAGGACAUCUGCUGGAGUUUGAAAUAUAUGAGAUGUAAAUUUCCGGUGUUAAUGUUUGAUCACUUCCCCCUUUUAUACUUUUUCAUUGUAAAAUUAAGUAUUGUUAUCAUGUAAUUUAUUGUAAUAUUAAAAAAAAAAUACACAUAAUUAUAUACUUAUACUGAAGGGUAGUGGUAGAGCUCCACAGAAAGAAGAAAACAAGACAACAGUGUAUCAGAGGCUUUGUUUAGAUUUCACACAAAUGUAAUGGUGCAUACACAAAAUGUCAUCACAAUGUAAAUAAUAACAAAAAAAUUAAAAAAUAAAGCUUAUAUUAUUUGUCA